AUUUUAAUUAUACAGUCUUCAUUUCACAAACCUGCUUAAAGACAUUAAAUCCAAUUUGUCUGUAUGCUUGAGCAUUGCAUAUGAAAAUACUACCUUAUGUGCUUCAUUUUGAGUCUUAAUAUCCCUCUAGAAGCUCUAUAGUCUUUUGGUUGAUACAUUUACUGUCUGCUGAUAAGCAACUGCUUGUUGGGGUGAUGUUUUGAGUUAAGGUACAGUUAGGAUUGAAGUUAUUAAAUCAAGUUACUGAGUCAGAGCAUCAACAUCUCUUCUUGGACUCUGAAUAUGAAAUGUUCCCCAAUACCAAUCUAGGCAAUGUAUGAUCUGUUAGAUGAGGCUGUGUUCAGGCAGUGCAAUUUGGUCUGUCUUAUGUAGAAGUCAAAUUUUUCAGUGCAGAUCUGACCGGUCAAAGAAAAUCAACUUUUCCACCUGGCCAAAAAGACAGGGGAACCUGUCCUUAAACACUGUUGGAUGAGAACCUUCUCCAAAGGGUUCUAAGAAAUCCUUUUCUCUGGGAGAUCCACAUUGGUGCAAGAGUUUCAGCGUAGUGUGUGUGAUUAAAUGGUUUGGGGAAAAAAUCUUCAACAGUUUAAUGCAAUUUGUUGGUGCCCUGGAGAAUGGCGCCAGUUUGGAUCAUAUUGUGUCAUUUUCGAUGAGACUCCAAGAUCUUGGUCGGAUGCGGAGUUCCACUGUCAGUCUCUUGGUGGACACCUGGCCUCAGUACACAGCUGGCUGGAGUCUAUAUUUCUGGAGGCGUUGACUUUUGAUUUACCUUUGACCUGGAUUGGAGGAACGGAUGGUGGUCAGCCUCAGAUGACACAGGUACCUCGUCAUACUGGUUACAAGAGCUGGUCCUGGACUGAUGGCUCUGGAUUUAAUUACCAACAGUGGGCAGAAGGAAUGCCUAACAACUCUAUUGGUGGAGAGUCUUGUAUUCAGAUGAAUUUUGGAGGUCAUUCUGCUCUGCCACUGCUGGCCUCCUUAACAUCCCUCGAUCCAAGCUGCGGAGCUUUGGAGACAGGACUUUUUCACGGGCUGCUCCAAGACUUUGGAAUGCACUUCCACAAUUCAUCCGGGACUCCAUCUGUUGCCAUCUUCAUCCACCACCUCAAGUCUCCUCUGUUCAAACAAGCCUAUCCCCCGCCUUAUGAUGUUUGACCCACCCCUUUAUGUAUUUUUUGUCUCAUUGCUCUCUGUAGUUAUGUAUGUAUUGUAAAGCGUCUUUGAAAAGUGCUAUAUCAAUGUAAUGUAUUAUUUAAAAAGAAUUCUAAUGACUGUUUCCUACAACACUUCAAUGUCAAGGUGUUAUGGAGGUUAUUGACUCCCAGCCAACUGAAUUAUGUAAUGUGAUAAAAAUCCACAGUUGAGUGACUGCAUCCCGAAAUUUGAGUAAAGAAGCUUAUGCAUGCACAUACACAAUGUCACCAUAAUCUAGUGGAGACCUGCUAGUUUCUUGCACAAUACAUAUUCCAUGACAUGAUUGAUUUCUAUAAAAGGAACAAGUUUUAAUAUUUUUCACCCAACUCAAUGUUUUUGAAAGACAGUUCUUCAACUACUCGAAUUCCAACAUAUUUGCAAGAAGCCACGUUUCAUAAAAUCACUAUUAAGGGUAGUAAUUUUAGGGUCAACUAAAGUAUGGUUAGAGUAAAUUUUUUGCUGAGGAUCAG
This is a messenger RNA of Esox lucius (northern pike), 1664 nucleotides long. RefSeq names its product ladderlectin-like. Lineage: Eukaryota; Metazoa; Chordata; Actinopteri; Esociformes; Esocidae. Gene Ontology annotation, molecular function: signaling receptor activity. The record is from RefSeq and is a predicted model, not a curated record. The transcript is spliced from 5 exons. Bases 559 to 1155 code for a protein of 198 amino acids.